This is a messenger RNA of Aricia agestis (brown argus), 4483 nucleotides long. RefSeq names its product homeobox protein abdominal-A homolog (gene abd-A). Bases 473 to 1522 code for a protein of 349 amino acids. Lineage: Eukaryota; Metazoa; Arthropoda; Insecta; Lepidoptera; Lycaenidae. Gene Ontology annotation, molecular function: RNA polymerase II cis-regulatory region sequence-specific DNA binding; DNA-binding transcription factor activity, RNA polymerase II-specific. Gene Ontology annotation, cellular component: nucleus. Gene Ontology annotation, biological process: anterior/posterior pattern specification; negative regulation of transcription by RNA polymerase II. The record is from RefSeq and is a predicted model, not a curated record. The transcript has 3 exons.
GGUUAAAGCCAUCCACUUUGACAGCUAAAAGUGUCGGAAUGGUUUGUGAUUGGCGGUGAAUGUUCUACACGGGAUCACUAUUGGCGUAGACGAGGAGUGUGCAAGGGUGUGCGGGGCACGGCGCCAUUACCAACAAUGGCCGGCGAAAUGAUCGUUAGCGAAUAGCCUUUAUCUCUUUCUAAUAUACGACACGCAGGUUGGAAUUAAUGAGACGGAGAGGGUUCGGCGCGUUACCCUCUUCGCUGUCUGCCUCUCGCUCGCACGUACGGGUGACGUUCCGCCGUCUCGUGCUCGGCGCGCGGCAGCGGUAACGUUCGCCACGACGGGAAUUCAGAGUCGUAGAGCCUCAUACGCGGGUCAUAAACGAUCCGCGGCCAUAGUAGAGGUGCACGCGCGAGAAUCGAUCCGAAAUCGCCGGCGAUAAACGCAUCUUCCGCGAGGCGAUCGUCGCGCGCCGCGUCGCCGCCGAGCGAUGAGUUCCAAGUUCAUCAUCGAUAGCAUGCUCCCGAAGUACCAUCAGCAGUUCCACCACCAGAAUCUGUUCGCGGGAGCGGGAGCGUCGCCCAUAGAGGCGUCGUUGUCGUCGUCGCUGUCGUCGUCGCUGUCGACGUCGUUGUCCUCCUCGUUGUCUGGGGGCCUCGGAGCGGCGGCACUGGGGGCGGGCUCCCCGGGGGCCUCGAGCCCGCAGCGCUCCUCGUCGUCGUCGUCGGCUUCGCCCGGCGCGCCCGCGAGGAUGUACCCGUACGUGUCGCACCACCAGCAGUUCGGGGGGUCGGUGCCGUUCCCGACCGGGGGGAGUCUGGCGGACGACAAGAGCUGCCGGUACCCGACAGCGGUGGGCGGUGAUCCCAUGGUGAACUACGCACUGGGACAGCACAACGGCGGAGCGGCGGUGUCGGCGGCCUCAGCGAGCAUGGCUGCGGCGGCUCAGUUCUACCACCAGGCGGCUGCGUCAGCAGCGUCGGCGGCGUCGGCGGCAUCCGUGGACGCCAUGGGCGCCGCCUGCUCGCAGCCCUCCGCCCAGCCUCUCCCGGAUAUCCCCCGCUACCCCUGGAUGUCCAUCACCGAUUUUCCGUUUCCAGAUUGGAUGAGCCCCUUCGACCGCGUGGUGUGCGGUGAGUUCAAUGGUCCAAACGGAUGCCCGAGGCGGCGGGGGCGGCAGACGUAUACGAGAUUCCAGACGUUGGAGCUGGAGAAGGAGUUCCAUUUCAACCACUACCUGACGCGUCGGCGCAGGAUAGAGAUAGCACACGCGCUCUGUCUCACGGAGCGGCAGAUCAAAAUAUGGUUCCAGAACCGACGCAUGAAGCUAAAGAAGGAACUCCGCGCGGUGAAGGAGAUAAACGAGCAGGCGCGCCGGGAGCGCGAGGAACAGGACCGGAUGAAGCAGCAGCAGCAGGAGAAGCAAGCGAAGCUGGAGAGCCAGCACCACGGGCACCACGUGACCCACCACCACGACCCCAUGAAGAUGCCCAUAGACAAGGGCGGUGAUCUCCUCAAAGUGAACAAGGUGCCGACGUAAGGCGCCCGCGAAACCUGACUGACAUUGUAUCAUAUAGUGUGAAUACAAGGAGUGUUGCGUCCGGGGGGACCGUGGGCUGUAGUCGUCUCGUAUCCGAUAGUUUUAUAUUUUGCGGUUCAGGAGCCUCGUUGUUGAGGCGAGUGACGUUUAUUUUGAAGUUCCUCUGUGCGAACUUGCCUCGUGCGUCGUGUCGCGCGGUGGUCGGGUCGGUGAAGUGCUUUAAGCAUUUAUUUUGUUGCCAUAACCACACUUUAUUGCAAUAAUAUUUUACUAAAAAUUUACAAACGCUAAAAGUUAGCAUCGAUCUAAGAUUUUCGAGUCCGAUCGUCGGUAUUGUUAGUUAAGAUUUUGAAUCUGUGAAUCUCAUAGUAUUUAUUGCUACCGAUUAUUUGUAACGCAUUAUGUUAUAUUUUUUUAUUGAUAGAUAUUAUAUUAUGUACAUUAUGAUGUAUAUUUUAUUAUUUGUCCACUUUUAUUGGACCGGUUACGUUAUCUGGGUCACAUUUUUAUGAUUGUAAAAUUUGUUGUAUUGAGGUUUCGAGAGUUAUUUUUAUAUUAUUUCCAUUUUGUGAUCGCUUCGGUGGUUGUGUAUGAAAACUGUUACUCGGUUCGCGAGUAUCGUUUCAGUAUCGUAGAUUCAUCAUCAUCAUCUCCAUCGAACAGUCGAGCGCGACGUAUUUAAGUGUAACAAAAUACGUAUUAAAGUACAAUCACUUUUAGAUCGUGUAAUAUUGUGUUUUCUAAUCAUUCUUAUAAAUAUGAAGUAUUUUUGAAGAAUGUCCAGUCGAUCCAUUCGAAUAUGAUGUCCAUGUAUCCGAAAUCAUCUAAUGUUCAAAAUUAUAUACGUAACGAUGAUACAUAUAAUACAUAGUAAUGCAAAAUUAAAUUUACAUAUUUAAUUUUAAAGUUGGUUAGCGUAAGUGUAAUAUAUAAAUAGAUAAUAUUAUAGGACUUUGUAUGGAGUAUUAUUAAGUAAACGUAACUACCGUCAUAGGCUACUUCGAUUCGUUUGCCUGUUGUUCUUAUAUUUACUAAACAAUAAAAUAAAUCAAAAAUAAUAAAAAAUAUAAGCAAUAAUGAUAAAAAUGAUAUUCUCCUGACACAAAACUCGCUUCUAAACCACUUUGUGCCAAAUAUUUUAGAAAAUUUUAGUAUCGUAUUGGAAAUAUAAGGGUUUAUUUUCUACAACGAAAAACGCAACCUAUUUAUUUUUAGUUAUUAGAGACAGUACUAAAAAUUAGAAAUUUAAAUUUUAGUGUUGAUAGUCACCUUUAUACGUAAAUUUAUGUCAGGGUAGAUUUAAAGGUUUUAAUGGAUGUGUAUAAAUGCUUAAUUUUGAUAAAAAUCAUCGAAAGGAUAUCUGUCCAAAGCUGCUCUUAUGAAUCCUCGUUCUUAGCAGUGUCCUAAUGUUGUGGUAUCAAUGUCCUCUAGAUAUAAGCGUUUUUUUUUUUUAUUACCAUUGUAUUAUUUGCUAGACUGAACUUAGAAAAACUUGAGGUAUAAUUGUAUGUUUAUUUGGUUUUUAAAAUUUUGAUUCAAAUGUUGCAUCUUUUUAUGUUAGUGAUUCCAUAAUAUUUACUUGGAUAACUACAAAAUAUGUUUUUACAGAAUGAAAAAACAACAUUUUGUUCAGUAUGCAACAUUUUUUCACCGUUUCAAAGAACAGAGGACAUGUUUUUGUAAUAAUUCACUAAUAUUAUAAAUACACUGCUUGUAGAAAUUUUGGUGAACCAAGAGAAUGGUUGUCGAAAUUAAACGAUAUUUCUUUGUCGAAUUAAAAUCGAACAAAUUUGUACUUAACGUUGGUAUAAAUAUACCUAGGCUUUUAAAAUAUAAUGCAUAGAUUAAUAUCAUUAAUGUGAAUAAAUUUAAUCGUUAAAUCAGGAACGAAACGCGCUUACAUUAUGUUUAAAAUGAUCAAAUUGAGAUUAUUAUUGUAGCGGUUGACUGUACUUUUAUUUAAUUUUCUUAAAUUUUCCUGUUGCCUUGUUUUUCAUAUUAUGUUAUAUUUUUGUUUAAGUGGGCCCGUGCAAAAUUGUAAUUCGUUUAAUUCUUAGGUAUAGGAGCAAGUUAUCAUUUCCAACAAUAGGUAAAGCGCAUGUGUUGUAUGAUUUAUAUCAGGUUCUCCUUAUUGUUUCUCCGUCGUAAAUAACAGUAGAUAAUUCUCGAGAAACAAUGAGCAAUUUGCUAAAUACAUUACGUACGACCUCCAUCCGUAAUGCUGUCUUGCCAUAUACUAGUGUUUCUUAGGCAGUAGAUUAAUACCUGACCGAUUUCACGUUGUUAUGGGUGCGUUUGUAUAAGACAGUUGACGUAGAUGCAAUCAAAUAUCUUCGAACUUUAAUGGUUCAGAGUAAGCCUCUCGUUAAAGGAAAAAAAAAAUACGUCCCGCGUACAUGCACCUUAACUCCUUAAACUUGCGUUUCAUUUCUUCAUUCAGAAUUCCAUAUUAUUUUCGAUAUUAUAGUAACAUAGUUAAUUUUAUUACAAAUAACAAGACUUCCGUACUACUAGGUUAUCUCUAAUUAAUGGUUCAAUUUAUCUUAAAUGUAGCUAUGUAUGUACCUAUAUCUAUAUUUUUGAGAAUAGCAUUAUCUUUAAAUAAGUGUCUGUACAUAGUUGUGAACGUUUACGUGGCGAAUUAUAUUUUGUUUAUAUUUCUGUUUUAUGUUAUGUAUUUAUGAGAUAUUUCGUAUGUCGUUUCGUUCGAUCACAAAAGCACUUGUUUCUUUGAUUAUUUUAAAAUUUUACAUGCGAAGUUUAUAGCUAGAGCAGAUUCAGUUGCGUUCUUUGUUUGCAAAAUCCAACUUUUGUGGUCAAAGGAAAACAUACAGAAUGAAGUGACUGUGUCGUGUUUUAAGCAAAAUAGUUGGGUGAUUGUAUAUGUACCCGCAUUCAAUAUUGUAAUAUUAAUUUGGACAAUUCAAGAGAAUAAAGAGUUAAUAAAAGUAUGGCUAAUUA